AUGAUUUGGGAUUAUCACUGUCCUAUUAUUGUCAUGAUCACAAGAAUUCUUGAAGCUCAACGUUCCAAAUGUUACUUAUAUUGGCCAGAUGUGGAAAAUCAAAAACUCUACUUUAGUUCUGGCCACACAGGUUGUCUCUAUGCUCCUGCUCCAUCUGAUCGAUCAAAUAAUAGCUUUUCGAAAUUUAGUAAUAAUAAUGUUACUCCGGAUUUUUUAAUUGAAAAUAUCAAGUGUGAAAGUAAUGGGAAUUUUGCUCAGACAACACUACGAAUAACACAUUUACAGCUACACGAAGUAAGGACUGUUGAACAUUUUGCUUUCUUUUCAUGGCCUGAUCAUGGUACACCUCAAACAACUGAAGGUUUACUAGAUUUACUCACUUCCGUUCAAUCAACUUAUUUGAAUGAAAUUGAAAAAUUAGGCUAUAAAACCUAUGAAAAUCAGAAAAUUCCACCUCCUCCAGUCGUUGUACACUGUAGUGCAGGAAUUGGUAGAACAGGUACUUAUGUAACUGUGGAUAUAUGUACAAAAUGGUUAGCUGAUUCACGUAAUACUGAGCAUAAAAUCAAUAUUCCUCUAACAGUCGCUCGAAAUUUCAAUGAUGAAAGUAGUAUAAGCUAUCCGGAUAGAUUUCAAGAUGUAAUCGAUGGUUACUUAUACAACUAA
Messenger RNA from Schistosoma mattheei, 666 nucleotides. The record is from the annotation of a GenBank genome assembly. Lineage: Eukaryota; Metazoa; Platyhelminthes; Trematoda; Strigeidida; Schistosomatidae.